AUGACUCUGAGGACACAGCACGUUCAGGACUCUAAGAUGGGCUUUGUAAUCAACGCAAUAUACUCGAUGGCAUACGGCCUCCACAACAUGCAGAUGUCACUGUGCCCAGGCUACGUGGGCCUCUGUGAUGCCAUGAAGCCCAUAGAUGGUCGGAAGCUCCUGGAAUCCCUCAUGAAGACUAACUUUACCGGAGUCUCUGGGGACAUGAUCUUGUUUGAUGAGAACGGUGACUCACCAGGAAGAUAUGAAAUCAUGAAUUUUAAGAAAAUGGGGAAGGACUACUUUGAUUAUAUCAAUGUUGGCAGCUGGGACAAUGGUGAACUGAAAAUGGACGAUGAUGAAAUAUGGUCAGAGAAAAAUAAUAUCAUCAGAUCUGUGUGCAGUGAACCCUGCGAAAAAGGCCAGAUAAAGGUGAUCCGUAAAGGAGAAGUGAGUUGUUGUUGGACCUGCACUCCUUGUAAAGAGAAUGAGUAUGUAUUUGAUGAAUACACAUGCAAAGCCUGCCAGCUCGGCUCUUGGCCCAACGACGACCUCACAGGGAAGGUGUGGCCUUUCGCUUCCAGUCCAUUUACAACCCAAGUCUCCAGCGUGAGCCACACCGCACUUCAGGCUCAAGCGAGCUGGUUCAAGAAUGUUGAGCUCAACAAACAGCUCUUGGAGGAUCCUCGGCUGGGUGAAGGGGGACUUGCCAACAAAGCCAGAAGGAUCCACUUGUAA
This is a messenger RNA of Phaethon lepturus (White-tailed tropicbird), 717 nucleotides long. Its product is annotated as metabotropic glutamate receptor 5-like. Gene Ontology annotation, biological process: trans-synaptic signaling by endocannabinoid, modulating synaptic transmission; regulation of synaptic transmission, glutamatergic; G protein-coupled glutamate receptor signaling pathway. Gene Ontology annotation, cellular component: postsynaptic density membrane. NCBI's taxonomy places the organism in Eukaryota, Metazoa, Chordata, Aves, Phaethontiformes, Phaethontidae. The record is from RefSeq and is a predicted model, not a curated record. The transcript has 4 exons. Gene Ontology annotation, molecular function: G protein-coupled receptor activity involved in regulation of postsynaptic membrane potential; adenylate cyclase inhibiting G protein-coupled glutamate receptor activity. Bases 1 to 717 code for a protein of 238 amino acids.